This is a messenger RNA of Saccharomyces eubayanus, 300 nucleotides long. It is a transcript of the gene SGF11, whose product is annotated as SAGA histone acetyltransferase complex subunit SGF11. NCBI's taxonomy places the organism in Eukaryota, Fungi, Ascomycota, Saccharomycetes, Saccharomycetales, Saccharomycetaceae. The transcript has a single exon. The record is from RefSeq and is a predicted model, not a curated record. The coding region runs from base 1 to 300 and encodes 99 amino acids.
AUGACCAAAGAAACUAUUACCAUAGACUCUAUUUCAAAUGGGAUACUUAAUAACCUGUUGACUACGCUCAUCCAGGACAUCGUGGCGCAGGAAACCACUCAACAACAGCUGCUGAAGACGAGGUAUCCAGACCUUCGCAGCUACUACCACGACCCAAACGGAUCUCUUGAUAUUAACGGACUACGCAAACAACAAGAGUCGUCCCAAUAUAUUCACUGUGAAAAUUGUGGAAGAGACGUAUCGGCAAAUAGACUGGCGGCUCAUUUGCAAAGAUGCCUGAGUAGAGGUGCUAGACGUUAG